UUAUCCAACCAGGACUUGUCUACUUGCUGCAUACUCAAUAGGUUGUUUUUUUGUUUUUUUUUAACUCCAGCAUGUAACUCCACCACAAAGGAGCUGAAGUUCAAAUAAGGCUGCUUUAGUCCUGCAUGAAGUGAUAGAUUCAAAACUUCGGAAUUGAAAUGCCUGAGUUCUCUUCUUUCAUCAAAAGAAAGUUACUACUUCAGCCUAUUGUCCCUCCAUGCCUAUAGCAUGAGGAUGUUCAUCUUAGAUUCAGCAACUAGCUGUCUUUUUUUCUAUCAAAGAAAAGAGUUUAAACAAUAAGAAAAACAAGAUUAUCAGAGCCUUAGGGCAUUAACUUUUCUAAUUAUAGUAUCAAAUGUAUAAAACUUUUCAGUGGCAGAGUCUAGCUAGCUUUCACUGCAGACAUACUUCUGAUACAGAGAUGUCACAGUUCCCAUGGAUAAACUGUUCAGUUAAUCUUUGAUAAAAAGCACGUUAAAGACUGAAGAAAGAAGACAAAGGCAAAGGAAACACGAAUGAAACGACAUUUUCGGAAAUUUCUCAAAAAACAGAAAACAUCAGAAAAUUUGUUUUGGAAAUGACGACACAUGGUGUUUCCAAAAGGAAAUGUUCUCCUCAGACCAGCACCUGUUGACUGAAAUUGAUGGCUGCUUGGAUUUUAGAAGUUCAUUUGUAGAAGAAAAGUUAUCCAAAAAUAAAGAAUGACGAAGGCAGCAAGAUUAACUUGCUUAUUACUAAUUGCAGUCAUUGGAGUGACUGCUAGCAAGACACAGGAAUUUGAAAGCAGUGAUGAGGGCACAGAGCAAGAAUUCAUUUACAUGAACAGGUAUAAGCGGUCCAGCGACACACAGGACAAGUGCACUUACACCUUUAUUGUACCUCAGCAGAAAGUGACAGGUGCCAUUUGUGUUAAUUCAAAGGAGCCUGAGGUUCUUCUUGAAAACCGGGUAAAUAAGCAAGAAUUAGAGCUGCUUAACAAUGAACUUCUAAAGCAAAAGAGACAAAUAGAAACUCUUCAGCAAUUGGUGGAGGUGGAUGGUGGGAUUGUUAAUGAGGUUAAACUUUUACGAAAAGAAAGUCGGAAUAUGAACUCUCGUGUCACGCAACUUUAUAUGCAGCUGCUACAUGAAAUUAUUCGAAAACGGGACAAUGCAUUAGAACUUUCCCAACUUGAAAAUAAGAUAUUGAACCAAACUGCUGAUAUGUUGCAACUUGCAAACAAAUACAAGGACCUAGAGUACAAAUAUCAACAUUUGGUGUCAAUUGCCAAUAACCAGUCUAUAAUUAUUGCACAGCUAGAAGAACAUUGUCAAAGAAUGCCAUCCAUUAAGCCAAUACCCCAACCUCCCCAACCACCAAACAAAAUGUAUCAGCCUCCUACUUACAAUCGCAUUAUCAACCAAAUAGCUACCAAUGAGAUUCAGAGUGAUCAGAAUUUAAAGGUUCUACCACCUAAUCUACCAACCAUGCCACCAGUUACUAGCAGUCCAACUUCAACUGAUAAACCAUCUGGACCGUGGAGAGACUGUCUACAGGCAUUAGAAGAUGGCCAUGACACCAGUUCCAUCUAUCUUGUGAAACCUGAAAAUACAAAUCGACUUAUGCAGGUCUGGUGUGACCAACGACAUGACCCUGGUGGCUGGACUGUCAUUCAGAGACGACUCGAUGGAUCAGUCAACUUUUUCAGGAACUGGGAUACUUACAAGCAAGGAUUUGGUAACAUAGAUGGAGAGUACUGGCUGGGUUUAGAAAAUAUUUAUUGGCUUACAAAUCAAGGCAACUACAAACUGCUUGUAACUAUGGAAGACUGGUCAGGUCGAAAAGUAUUUGCUGAAUAUGCCAGUUUCAGAUUGGAGCCAGAGAGUGAAUAUUACAAGUUGAGACUGGGUCGUUACAAUGGCAACGCUGGGGAUUCUUUCACUUGGCACAAUGGGAAGCAGUUCACCACACUGGAUAGAGACCAUGACGUAUACACAGGUAACUGUGCUCAUUACCAGAAAGGAGGAUGGUGGUACAAUGCCUGUGCUCACUCAAACCUCAAUGGAGUCUGGUAUCGGGGAGGACACUAUCGUAGUCGAUACCAGGAUGGUGUUUACUGGGCUGAAUUCCGUGGUGGAUCAUAUUCACUAAAGAAAGUUGUUAUGAUGAUCAGGCCUAACCCCAACACGUUCCACUGAAAGAAUUUUUUCCUCUUUUAAUUUACUGUUUAAAACAGAACAAUGAAAUGGCAGUAAUAGCUGCAUGUGCUAUCCGGAAUACAUCUUUAUGGCAGCAAAGAAUGUAAGAUAUUGUACAUUUAUUGCUACAAUUUGAGGACUUGUAUAUUGUAUUUUCAACAUUCAUUCUAGCAAAAGAUACAAUGUAAGUGAUAUAAUAAACUUUCAGAACAUCUUUCUUUGUACCACAAAUAAUUAAGGUUCUUGUUUCUAGAACUGGGAUUUGACAUGGACUGUAGAUAACACUUCCGGGUUUUAUUCCCUGUAAAUUAUGUCUAGAUGCUAAAAAUACUGCCACAGCAUCUAAAUAUUUUGUAUUAUGUAUAAAUAUUCUCAAAUACAGUACAAUCUGUACAGCAAGAGUUUUAUUCUUAUUAGUAGGGAUCAUUUGACACAGGAAAUCACAUCCUUUGAAACCAUGUAGUUGGUAUAUGUACUGUAGGGUAUUAGUGGGAUUAUUCCUAAUUUAAUUUUUAUUAAUUGUUAUAGAUAAAACAAUCACUAAAUCAUUUCAGUUUGUGGGCAGACACCCAAAUAGUUACCGUAAUAAUUAAUCCAGUCUGUCACUCUCACUCCUCUUGAUGUACAUGCCAUCAUUCUCAAAGCUGACCUCUGAUACAAACAUUUUUGAUCAAGAAAGGAAAAUGAGUGUUUUAAAAUUGAACUGCCUGCAUGUAUUUAUAAACUAAUCCAAACUUAUAAUGGCUAUUGCAUAUUAUAUAGCCAACAUGAAUAACGUUAAUUUUCAUAUAAAACAAUAGCCUAAAUAUUUAACAUUAUUUUAUACUGAGCUACGUCAUUACCUGCUGUGUAGCCACUGUAAUCAGAAAAUGGCUACAAAUUAAAGGGGCUAUCCAACUUUGCAGGCAAAUGAUGGAUACCGAUCUAUAUUCUAUUUAACGUCCUUAGCCACAAGAUUAAGAUUCUUGGAAGAAAAUAUUUGUAACCAAGAACAAUUAUAUUUGUCAUAUUUCACAAUUAUUAAUGAGUACAUUGUGUGUCAACAUAUUAAAGAGAAUUAGUCACUCAUAUUUAUAACUAAAAUCAAUUGUGGAAACUUGGAGAAUUUUAGAAUUCUGCUGAGGUAGAUAUGUAGAAUAGAUAAUUGUUGCAAAUUAGAAACUACAGUGAAAACCAUAAAAUUUAGUGAAAGAAUGUCUGAGAAAAACAAAAAAAGCUCUUGGCAAUUUGGCAUACCUUACAAUAAGCCUGUGAGAUUUUUUUUUUUUUUUUACCAUGUGCAUAUUAUACUUUCUUCCCUUAUUACCUCAUUAUUUCUUUACAAAUGUAUGAUGUGCAUUAAAAACUGGUGAUGCCUGAUGUAGCAUGUGUUGUAUAUAAAUGAAAGUAGGGUUUUUAAUAUAUUAUCAGAUUAUCCUUGUAAUAUUGCAAAUUGGUAAUAAAGCAACAAAUGCUA
Caretta caretta (loggerhead turtle) is the source of this 3633-nucleotide messenger RNA. RefSeq names its product angiopoietin like 2 (gene ANGPTL2). The record is from RefSeq and is a predicted model, not a curated record. NCBI's taxonomy places the organism in Eukaryota, Metazoa, Chordata, Testudines, Cheloniidae. Gene Ontology annotation, biological process: blood coagulation.